UUGUCUGGGGCGGGCGGGGGGGGUGGGAAGAGUAGCAGCCCCCAACGCGAACAACUGGCUAGCAUGCUAGCUUUUUAACCUAGCCUUGUCUCUUCCAUUUAGCGCGCACUCAGUGUUUGUCUUCGCAGUGUCAAAAUUCGACUCUAAAAUAGCAGACGACUCCAAAAUAAUCCCCGGUCCUUGUUAUUCAGUUCUUCUGACGAUAAAGCAGCGAGCCGAGCUGUUUUGGGGCUUUGGCCUCCAUGAUUUGGGUGUUUGUGGUCUCCUCUGUUAGCCCUCAUCCUGACUGAAGUCAGCACUGCCCCCCCCCCCUCAAACACACACACAUUCAAAGCACGACGAUGACACACCAAUCAAACAACUCUGUCCGAGACCAUAUGAAAUGGGCUGGGUUGCUGGGCUGUGAGGCGGUGCUGUCCAGCAUGGCCCUGAUGCAAGCCAACAACAUUCCGGGUCAGAAGAAGAUGAUGUCACACAUGGGUCAUGGUCACAGGUCCAGUUCCGAGAGCCACCACACCCAGUCACACCAUAGCCACAACCACCAUGGGCACCAAGGUCACCAUGCACACCAUUUGUCCGCGGGAAGCUGUCCACCACUGCUGAUCCAAAAGGAUGGGGAUUACCACACGUCAAGAAUAUUGGAUGGAAAGAAUAUACAACAUAAGAAAAAACACAAAAAAUCAGGGUCUGUUAAAGUCAAGGAGGAAGUGCGGCCCUUAUUGCAGCAGCUCGACAUGGACAACGACGACGACAGUGCAUUGAAAGUUCAGAAGAACUUCAUCUGUGACCACUGCUACGGAGCUUUCCGAAGCAGCUACCACCUCAAGCGACACAUACUUACACACACAGGGGAAAAGCCGUACGCUUGCGACAGCUGCGAAAUGCGCUUCAUUCAGCGUUACCACCUGGACCGACACAAGAGGGUGCACAGUGGCGAGAAGCCGUACCAGUGCGAUCGUUGCAAUCAGACCUUCUCACGGACAGACCGGCUGCUGAGGCACCGGCGGCUCUGCACGGCCGGCGGGAUCAGCAAGGAUGAUUGUUGUGAAAGUCGCACGUCCGUGUACUCGCAGGACACAUCUGGCCACACAGCCUCAUGGAGCCCCCUACAGCCUUCCAACAACCGCCUGACAGUCUGACCCAUAUAAACUCCCCACCCCCCAAAGUACCCAAUAGACAGUUGGUGACUCGGUAUUGUUGCGUUGAUCUGCAACGCAACUAAAACCUGAACACAACUUAGCUUGCGUAACUAUCUUAACACAACCAGACUUGUUGAGUUUGAUUUUUUUUGUACCUUUUUGGUAUCUUCUGUUCUUCAUUGUAGACGUCAAAAGGGGGAAGGAAUUAAACCGCAACAGUCCACUUUAUGAUGGCAAUAAGUGAAUGACACGUACGUACUCGCACGUUAUGGGACGAAUGUGCGGCGUUUCUAACAGCUGAUCUUUGAUCACCUUUGAUUGUCCUGCUGAGCCCAGAGCUCGAGACCCGCGUCUCUCUGCGGAGAACAACACUAGCAGUUCGUUUGUAGUAAUUAGCAACCCGUCUAAUAUGCAGGGUUGGUGUCACGAAGUACAUUUUGAUGUGUCACUGCCAUCACGUAGUUCUCUCACGUCAAAAUCUCAACACAUUGUUUUAAAUGAUGUUGCAUUUAAAAAAAAUACAUUUCAAUUAGGAUUUUUUUUUCUAACAUCAAAAAUAAUGACUUGAAAUGCUAUUCUGCGUUUUGCUGUACAGUUACAACCGCAUCAACACAUUUUCCGUCAGAUCGAGUUCGUCUUUUUCAGAGGUCUAUUAUCGGGAAUGGAGCAGGACAACCAAAGUAGUACACAGCUGCUUAGUUUUAGACCUGCUGGGAAAAAAGGAACGACCCGAUUGAAUGUGAAGAUACGGUGCCAUGUCAUUUCAUCUCCAGUCGUAAACACCUACUAGACAUCCUCGGAUGAAGAUGAUCGACUCUUAGGUGAUGUUUUUAUUCAUGAUAUCCUACAUUAUAUCACGUCUCUAGAGACCUGUGUAUGGUUCAAAUCUGCAAACACUGGCCUCAACUUAUUAGUUCGUUUGUAGAACACUUGAUUUAGUCGUUACCUGUCUUAGACAGCAAGUUUAUUUUUAUUUUUUUUAAAUAGUUUUUUAUUAGACUGGUAGCCAUUUUAGAUGUCACGGCAGGAGUCAGGGGCCCAGCUUUGCCCUCUGCUCAUUAAGUUAAUAUAUAUAUUUAAAUUGUAUUAGAAGUAAUACAAUUAGGUCAGAUGAUCCGGGUUCCAUUCUCCGCUUGGAGUUUGCAUGUUCUCCCCCGUGCGUGGUGUGGGUUUUCUCCGGGUACUCCGGUUUCCUCCCACAUUCCAAAAAAAAAACAUGCUAGGUUAAUUGGCGACUCCAAAUUGUCCAUAGGUAUGAAUGUGAGUGUGAAUGGUUGUUUGUCUAUAUGUGCCCUGUGAUUGGCUGGGGUAGGCUCCAGCAGAUGGAUGGAUGACAACUUUAUUUGGGCCCUACAUUCCAAAAAAAAAAAAAACAAAUAUUGACAAACUUAUAAAAUGUAGCUUAAUGACACAAAGCUUUUAAUGUGAAAUUACAGUUUAAAGGAAGCCACUUAUUUCCCUUUAGUACAUCAGCCAUGAUUAUUUGUCAGAUUUUUUUUUAUUUUUUAUUUUAGUUUGUAUAAAUGUAUAGACUUCACCUUUAUUUAUUUUAGAGGUGAAAUGAAAUACAUUUUAUAGCUGAUUAUAUUGUAUUGUGCAUGGCGUUUUAGGGCCCUAAGUCUGAAUAAAAUGUUAAUUGGUUUCAUAGUGCACGUUAUGUUCUCUCAUUUAAUAAGACGCUUUAUAGAAGGACUCAAUAUUAUACCAUUUCAGGGUCAAAUAUACCGAAUGAAUCCACUCUAAUAUUCUGAUGCUUACAGGAAGUCACUCCAUAACGACUGUUUUACUAAAUAACUUUUCAACCAGAAUUGUAAUGCAGUACAGUAGAUGU
Doryrhamphus excisus (bluestripe pipefish) is the source of this 2970-nucleotide messenger RNA. It is a transcript of the gene znf740b, whose product is annotated as zinc finger protein 740b. Gene Ontology annotation, cellular component: nucleus. Gene Ontology annotation, biological process: regulation of transcription by RNA polymerase II. Gene Ontology annotation, molecular function: DNA-binding transcription factor activity, RNA polymerase II-specific. The record is from RefSeq and is a predicted model, not a curated record. NCBI's taxonomy places the organism in Eukaryota, Metazoa, Chordata, Actinopteri, Syngnathiformes, Syngnathidae.